CCCCGUUUGUUUUGGGGGAUUAGAGGGGGAUUGGGAUUAGGUUAACUGUGGGUCCCACUUAAUACCCUGUUUGUUUAUAGAGAUGAAGGACGGAUUGAUAAGCCGAACGGCUUCAUAAAGGCCUUGCAGAGGGGAUUCACAGUCUGCCCUUGAUGUUGGUAUUCAAAGCUAGUCCGUUGGUAUUAAGGAGUGUGAUUACUUCUUUACCCAUGUUGCCCUAGCACUAACUCAUCAGAGUAGCAGCAGCAAAAGGGAGAGGCAACAGAAGCUCUUCUUCUUCUUCAGAUUCCCAAUCUCGUACAGCAAGCUCUCUCCAAAAGCUCUUCUUCUUCUUCAGAUUUUCAAUCUUGUUGGUGUUGCAGUUAGUAAGCACUUCAAUAAUGUUCUGAAGGCUGUGUUGCGCCUCCAUGGUCUCCUCCUUAAGAAGCCUGAACCGAUGACUGCUAAUUGUACAGAUGAUAGGUGGAGUUGUUUUCAGAAUUGUCUUGGUGCUUUAGAUGGAACCUAUGUUAAGGUUCUUGCCCCUGCAAUAGACAAACCAAGGUAUAGAACAAGAAAGGGAGAAAUUGCCACAAAUGUAUUGGGUGUGUGCUCCCAAGACAUGCAAUUCAUAUAUGUCUUGCCUGGAUGGGAAGGAUCUGCUUCUGACUCUAGGAUACUUAGAGAUGCUGUUAGUAGACCCAAUGGGUUAAAAGUCCCUACUGGCCACUACUAUCUCGUAGAUGCGGGUUACACAAAUGGGGAGGGUUUUCUUGCACCAUAUAGAGGACAACGUUACCAUCUUUCUACAUGGAGAGAAGGGGGUGCCCCAACAACUCCACAAGAGUUUUUUAACAUGAGACAUUCUUCUGCUCGUAACGUCAUUGACAGGUGUUUUGGACUACUUAAAAUGAGGUGGGCAAUAUUGAGGACUUAUUCUUACUUUCCAAUCAAGACUCAAUUUCGUAUUAUCACUGCAUGUUGCCUUCUCCACAAUCUCAUACAACGUGAAAUGCCUAUGGGUCUUGAUGAUGAUGAGAACGAGGAAAUGAAUCCUCCUCCUCUAGCUACUGAAUUAGGAGAUGAAAUGAUUGAUGUAGUUGAAGCAUCUGAUCAAUGGAGUGAAUGGAGAACUGCCUUGGCAACCCAAAUGUUUAAUGAAUGGCAAGCAAGCAGAGGUAUGGAUGACACAGGUACCACUAGUUCUCGUAAGAAGGCGAAACCUCGAAGGUUUUGGAAUCACCGUGAGGAAGUAUUCCUCAUUAUAACCAUGAAGGAUGUAAUAGCAAAUCUUCGAGCCAGUCCCCACAUCGACUCGAAGAUUAAAUUUUGGAGGAAACAAUAUAAUGCUUUGCAAGAUAUGUUAAACAUGAGUGGUUUUGGUUGGAAUGAUGAACAAAAGAUGGUGCUUGUUGAUAGUGACGACGUAUGGAAGAACUAUGUCCGGAGGGUGCCAGAUGCAAAAGGGAUGCGAAAUAGGCCAUUCCCAUUCUAUGAAGAUUGGCUUAUUCUAUUUGGGAAGGAUAGAGCGACUGGUGAACUGGCUGAGGAUCCUGCUGAUGCAGUUGCAGCCAUGGAAAAAGAGGAUGCCAAUGCAACUACAGAAGAAGGAGAACAGUUUCAUGUUGAACAGUUUAGUAUGAACAUGGGUGAUACGGACUACUCAAUGUCUACUGCAGGUAAUCUUCCCAAUCGUGUUAAUGCUACUAAAACUAGGAAAAACUAG
Messenger RNA from Camellia sinensis, 1705 nucleotides. The record is from RefSeq and is a predicted model, not a curated record. NCBI's taxonomy places the organism in Eukaryota, Viridiplantae, Streptophyta, Magnoliopsida, Ericales, Theaceae.